GUUUCUGAUUUGUGAUGUGACAUUUUCGUAAUUGCGUUGAUAGUAGUGACAAGUGAAAUCGAAGGACUUUUGUGAUAAAUAUUGGAAAAAACUCAAAAUGUCCUUUUUUGGGGUAGGAAAUCCUUUUGCUACGCCGGUUGGGCAAAAAAUAGAACAAGCAACUGAUGGCUCCCUACCGUCAGAAAAUUGGGCCCUAAAUAUGGAAAUAUGUGAUAUAGUUAACAGUAGUGCUGAUGGACCAAAAGAUGCAAUUAAAGCCAUUAGAAAAAGACUGACCCAAAGUGCUGGAAGAAACUAUACUGUGGUCAUGUAUACUCUGACUGUACUAGAAACUUGUGUGAAAAAUUGUGGAAAAUCUUUUCAUGUUUUAGUAUGCAACAAGGAAUUUAUUUCGGACUUGGUAAAACUUAUUGGACCUAAAAACGAUCCUCCGACGGUAGUGCAAGAAAAGGUAUUGAGCCUUAUUCAGUGUUGGGCAGAUGCUUUCCAGAAUCAACCAGAAUUACAGGGUGUUGGACAAAUUUACAAUGAACUCCGCUCCAAAGGUGUGGAGUUCCCGAUGACAGAUCUGGAUGCGAUGGCACCUAUUUUCACGCCACAAAGGAGUGUUCCUGACGGCGCAGAACAACCAGUGGGGUCUCCACAGCGCACCGCCACGUUGCCGCACUCGCCCACCAGACAGCUGCAAGAAAACAAUAUGGCCACGGUGACAUUGUCUGAGAGUCAGAUGAGCAAGCUGCGCGGGGACCUGUCGGUGGUGGAGGGCAACCUGACAGUGAUGGGCGACAUGCUGAACGAGCUGACCGCGCAGCCGCCCCACCAGCAACACGACAGCGAUGUUGAAUUGCUUAACGAGCUGGCGGAGACGAUGCGCGCGAUGCAGCAGCGGCUGGUGGAGCUGGUGGCGCGCCUCGCCGGGGAGAGCCCUCUCACCGCUGACCUGCUGCUCGCCAACGACCGCCUCAACAACCUGCUGCUGCGCCACUCCCGCUUCAUCAACAACAGAAACGCGGCCAAGGGAGGUGCAACACCGUCCGCCAUUUUGGGCGCGGCCAUGGGGGUACCUGCUUCUGAUGCACCAAAGACAGGAGAUGAUGACGCGCUUAUUGACCUAAGCGAUGACGUGCCCGAUGUUAGCAAACUGAGUGUGAAGGAGAUGUCAGCGGAGAAGUCGCCCGCCAGCUCCAAGGACGAGUUCGAUAUGUUCGCUCAGUCGCGCAAUGUUACAUACGAGAAUACUAAAACUGGAGGCAGCAGUUACGCGGACAAUGUGGAGCAGCAGGCGAGCGGCCUCGCCUCCGCCGCCACGCAGCGCGCCGCCCACACCGCCCUCACCAACAACACCACCAACACCACCCUCCCCUCAGGGAUGGAUCAGCGAGAGAUCGAUGAGAUAUCCGCCUGGCUCGCGCAGGAGAAGGCGGCUUCCGAAGCCAACGGUGGUCAGGAGAGUGUGACCAGCAGUGACUUCGACAAGUUCCUGGCGGAGCGCGCGGCCGCCGCCGACAGCCUGCCCAGCAUCGACCCCCAGGACCCCCCGCACCCACCACAACAGACCCCCCGCCACAGGCAGAUCAACAAGGAACAGGAGGACACCAUGUUCGCGCUCUGAUCUGCUUCUUGAUACCUUUACCGCUUUCUAUGGUAAAUAUCGUUUGUUCUUGUUCAUUGCUUUUGCUGAUAUUAAAAAGAUGAUAAUAUAAGCAAUCGUCUAGAUGCCACACAUUCGUGUCGCGGACCCGCAGUUACCUCGUGUGACAUCACUCUUAUAUUCGAUUUCUCAAUUUACGGUUAUUUGGUAAUUACCAG
Molecule: messenger RNA, 1809 nt
Organism: Papilio xuthus (Asian swallowtail)
Lineage: Eukaryota; Metazoa; Arthropoda; Insecta; Lepidoptera; Papilionidae
Product: target of Myb protein 1
Exons: 13
Coding region: 98-1612 (504 amino acids)
Biological process (GO): signal transduction
Cellular component (GO): membrane; endosome
Molecular function (GO): phosphatidylinositol binding; ubiquitin binding; clathrin binding
Source: RefSeq, a predicted model, not a curated record